GACCAAGAGCCGUGAUCAAUUGCAACUGUAAAACUUGAGUAUGGUUCAGACUCGUUCAGCUGGCAAGAAGCACGAUGCGGAUCAGACGACCUUGGGUCAGAAGAUAGAGAGGCAGCCCAAGAAGGCGAAGGUUACGAAGAAGAAGCAUACGCAUGAGAAAGCUUCGAAGGGGAAGAGGAAGGCCAAAGAGGAGGAGGAAGAGGAAGAGGAGCCUGAUAAGGAGGAGAAGGAGGAGAAGCCAUCUGUCAGCAAGCAUGAGGCUUCAGCGGGUACCAAGCCGAAGGAUAAGGAAAGCUCAUCCCAGACUCUCGAAAAAGGACUGGUUUAUUUCUUCUUCCGCCCCAAGAUCGACGUCGAAACCCCUCACGACGCCGACGCCGACAUUCAACGCUCCUACAUCGUCCUCCGCCCCAUCGGCAAGAACGAAAAGCUUGGUGACAGUGCACGCGACGCAGAAAACGACAAAACCCGCAUUAUCGAGAUUCCCAAAAAGAAGCUACCUGCUACGGGUCGUCACGAUCGCUUCUUGACGUUUGUGCCGAAGGGGUGUGCGGGGAUGGUGUUGAAGGAGGUUCGGGAAAGACUGUGUGAGGAUGUCAAUGAGACGAAGACGAAAGGGACGAGGGUUACACCUGCUGCAAGGCCUGAGGGUGAGGGGGUUUACUCUAUCGUGCACGAUGGCAGCACCACGCACUUUGCCUAUAUGCUGACGGAUGUGCAGAAGGCCUUCAACAUUCGCAGCCAAGGUUCUUUUGUCGUCAGCGUCAAGAAUCCUGAGACGAAGCAGCCGCCUCAGGCUCGUGGGUUGCCGCAGGCUGAGUAUCCCAAGGAGGUUAUCGAAAAGUUCCGUCAACGUUCCUGGGCUCCUCUUGAACCGGAGUUUAUGAGCUACGACCAUGCCCAGAUCCUCUUCAUCGGUGAGAAAGGCGAUGUCGCGGACGAGUUGGACAAGGCUGAAAUGGAGGAGAUCGAGAAGCUCGAGGAGGAAGACGAAAAGAGAAUGAAACAUCUUGGCGAGGAAGACGGAGUCUUCAAGGACUUGAAGUUGACGAAGGACGAGUUCCCGGAGGAUGCUUUGGAGGGCACCUGGGUGCAAAGCUCCCAGGGUCAGGUGAUGGAUGUAUAAGUGGGGACAUUUGACGUCGGAGUUCUGGCC
Messenger RNA from Saitoella complicata NRRL Y-17804, 1156 nucleotides. RefSeq lists its product as uncharacterized. The transcript is spliced from 9 exons. The record is from RefSeq and is a predicted model, not a curated record. The coding region runs from base 41 to 1126 and encodes 361 amino acids. NCBI's taxonomy places the organism in Eukaryota, Fungi, Ascomycota, Saitoellomycetes, Saitoellales, Saitoellaceae.